Botrytis byssoidea is the source of this 381-nucleotide messenger RNA. RefSeq lists its product as uncharacterized. The transcript is spliced from 2 exons. The coding region runs from base 1 to 381 and encodes 126 amino acids. NCBI's taxonomy places the organism in Eukaryota, Fungi, Ascomycota, Leotiomycetes, Helotiales, Sclerotiniaceae. The record is from RefSeq and is a predicted model, not a curated record.
AUGGCACCAUUUUACAAUGAGAGCGAACUCGCUAAAUUCACCCAAGUAGUACGCGAACAUUCCCUUCAAUACAAGUUUUCCAAAUGGGUAUACAUUGCGGUAGCCAUGACAAUCGAACAAGCCAGACACCUGAAAGGGGGCGACCUCUUUGCAUCCGAUCCUUGGCCUGUUCGCACAUAUACCGUCAAAGCUUGUACAAACAAAUGGUAUUCGGCUGAUGAGCUUGCAAUUCCUGAUCUGAUGCAUAACUACUGGGUCAAGGAAAAGGAAGAAGAGAUGCUCUCUAUCUUCUAUGGUACUGACUUUCCUGAAAUCCUAGAUGAUGUGUUCAGGGAGAUUGAAGCGGAGUUGGAACGCAAGAAGGCAAUACAAGCUCAGUGA